UACUUAUAAUCUCGGCGGCGUCUAGGGUUGGUGGGAGAGUCAGGCCCGUGCCCCGGCCCUUGGACUAACCCUCUCAUUUUAAACAAAAUUGAAGACCCGGCGGUUGCUUACGCCCUAGCCUUGUGACUUCCCCAUGGGCAUUUGCUCCCAAAGGUCUUCGGGUCUCGCUGAGCCCGGGAUUUAGAGAAACGCGAGCGGCGACGGAACCCGGAACGAUUCCUCCGCGGAACCAUUGAGACGAAGUCCCUGGGGCGCGUGGAGGGACUGACCGCGUGGUCCAGCCAGACCCGCAGGGAUGGCGGCGGAGCCGACUGAUGCGGGCACGGGGGUGGCCGUCCCCGUGGAGCUGCGACGCGAGCGGCGCAUGGUGUGUGUGGAGUACCCGGGAGUGGUGCGCGACGUGUCCAAGAUGCUGCCGACUCUGGGCGGCGAGGAAGGCGUCUCCCGGAUCUACGCAGACCCCACCAAGAGGCUGGAGCUAUACUUCCGGCCCAAGGACCCCUACUGCCACCCUGUGUGCGCCAACCGCUUCAGUACGAGCAGCCUGCUGCUCCGGGUCAGGAGGCAGACAAGGUGGCAGAGGGGGCUGCCAGGGUCCGAGGCCCAGCCCAAGGUCACCUUCGACAUGGAGAUCCUCGGCAUCAUCUCCACCAUCUACAAGUUUCAAGGAAUGUCCGACUUCCAGUACUUGGCUGUGCACACGGAGGAGGGCGGCAGGCACACGUCCAUGUAUGACAAAGUGCUCAUGCUCAAGCCCGAGAAGGAGGCUUUCUUCCACCAGGAGCUGCCGCUCUACAUCCCCCCACCCAUCUUCUCGCGGCUGGACACCCCGGUGGACUACUUCUACCGACCGGAGACGCAGCACCGGGAAGGCUACAACAAUCCCACCAUCUCAGGCGAGAAUCUGAUUGGCCUGAGUAGGGCCCGGCGCCCCCACAACGCCAUCUUUGUCAACUUUGAGGAAGACGAGGUGCCCACGCAGCCACUGGAGGCUGCAGUGCAGACGUGGAAGCGGGUCUGCACCAACCCCGUGGAUCGGAAGGUGGAAGAGGAGCUGCGGAAGCUGUUUGACAUCCGUCCCAUCUGGUCACGUAACGCCGUCAAGGCCAACAUCAGCGUCCACCCUGACAAGCUCAAGGUCUUGCUGCCCUUCGUGGCCUAUUACAUGAUAACUGGCCCCUGGAGAAGCCUAUGGAUUCGAUAUGGGUAUGACCCCCGAAAAAACCCAGAUGCCAAGAUUUAUCAAGUCCUUGAUUUCCGAAUCCGUUGCGGAAUGAAAUACGGCUAUGCUUCCAGCGACAUGCCUGUCAAGGCCAAGCGCAGCACCUACAACUACAGCCUCCCCAUCACUGUCAAGAAGACACCCAGCCAGCUUGUCACCAUGCACGACCUGAAGCACGGCCUGGGCCCACCAGGUACGGUCGGUGCCCGGAAACUGGCCUCCAGCAAGUACAAGCUCAAGGACUCAGUCUACAUCUUCCGGGAGGGGGCCCUGCCGCCCUAUCGACAGAUGUUCUACCAGCUGUGUGACCUGAACGUGGACGAGUUGCAGAAGAUAAUCCACCGCAAUGACGGGGCCGAGGACUCCUGCACAGAGCGGGAUGGCUGGUGCCUCCCCAAGACCAGUGACGACCUGAGGGACUCAAUGUCCCUCAUGAUCCGGCAGACCAUCCGCUCCAAGAGGCCUGCUCUCUUCUCCAGCCAGGCCAAGGCUGACGGUGAGAAAGAGCAGCUGACCUAUGAGUCCGGGGAAGACGAAGAGGACGACGAGGAGGAGGAGGAGGACUUCAAACCCUCAGACGGGAGUGAGAACGAGAUGGAGACAGAGAUGCUGGACUAUGUGUGACGCGGCCUUGGCACAGGGCUGGGCCUCCCUGACCAGGCGAGGCUGCCGCCCAGCCUGAGGGGGGAGCAGGGACAGCUCCGAGGAAAGCCGGGGUCCCAGAGCAGGCCGCAGCCGGCCCUGGUCCCGCCUGUGACCUGCUGCUCGGGGCUGCCCUCCAGCCCUGGGUGCUCGGGGACAUUGCUAAGGGUUCUGCCUUGCUUUGCACAGCCACGAGCCAGCCCAGCGUCCCGUGGCUGAGCCGGCAGCCUGCCUCUCUGUGGCUGAGACCAGCAAAACAGGUGGAGAUGGUGCAGCUUGGGGAGGGGCCUGUCUCCACGUGGGUCCGUGGCUGACAGGGGCGUGAGGAGCCCCGCCCGUGGUCACAGAUGGCGGGGGGCUAUGCUUGCACUGGGAUCCCAUCCAUCUGGGGUUGCCUGGCAAAGGCCCGGCCCAGCUGGAAUCGACCUUGUUAUUAAAUACAUUUAUUAUUUACAUGAUUAAAGACAUUUCCCAAGA
Molecule: messenger RNA, 2341 nt
Organism: Manis pentadactyla (Chinese pangolin)
Lineage: Eukaryota; Metazoa; Chordata; Mammalia; Pholidota; Manidae
Gene: GTF3C5
Product: general transcription factor IIIC subunit 5
Exons: 11
Coding region: 296-1846 (516 amino acids)
Biological process (GO): transcription initiation at RNA polymerase III promoter
Cellular component (GO): transcription factor TFIIIC complex
Source: RefSeq, a predicted model, not a curated record